Molecule: messenger RNA, 4693 nt
Organism: Pomacea canaliculata
Lineage: Eukaryota; Metazoa; Mollusca; Gastropoda; Architaenioglossa; Ampullariidae
Product: cysteine-rich venom protein Mr30-like
Exons: 13
Coding region: 475-1959 (494 amino acids)
Source: RefSeq, a predicted model, not a curated record
GAAAUAUAAAAUGGCACUAUCAGACUUUCCCCUGCAAACAGCGUAUAAUUUACACAAUUUUCCACCGAAAACUUGCAACCUUCCCUCUUACAGGGGCAUUUACAUGGCAGUCGCCUCCCCUUAGGCUGCGCUCCCCUGUCGCAACAUGUCCGGAAGCUGGGGUCUGAAAUCACGGCAGGACACGACACAGGGGCUGAUCAGCCACACUCGCACGCCACGCUAUGCAAAUACCACUUGACCAGUGUUUAUAAAGACCAGUGCUGUGUGGGUCUCACGGUCUUCAUCCUGCCAGACACUUGCUGCACCACAGCUGCUUCAUCUUACACUCGCCGACAUCACGCCUCCUUCAUCCACAACAAAAGAUAGCCGAGAGAAGUUUUGCCAGCUUAACCAGACAAAAAGGAGAGAAAAAAAUCAGUUGUUCAGAACAUUUAUAAACAUUUGUCGGUUCCAGGCAGUUUCUGAGAGAGUGUCAUGAAGAUGGUCGUCCAUCACCGAAACUUGUGUUCGCUGGUAUACAUUGUAGGUGUUUGUGUGCACCUGGGACAUGGGCAGAGAGCCAGUUUGGGAGACUCGCUAGUUCAGGGUAUCCACCUGAACAGCGGCAUCGGAGAGGAAAGAGCCGGCUUCCCUCCAAACCGGGAUGUGGACCAUCACAUGACCGCCACUGGUGUUCACGCUGCGUCUAGAGACACAUGCACCGCCGAGUACAGGGAGAUCCCCGGCCAUACCAUGUGCCUCACGGACAAACCGCAGGUCAUACGAGAGGGCGUGACACCGGAAGAAAAAGCCAUCAUCCUGCGGCUUCACAACGAGGCCAGAGCUUCUGCCCGACCCUCAGCGUCUGACCUCACCACUAUGGUCUGGAAUGAUGACCUGGCCGCCGUUGCCCAGAAAUGGGCGAAGCAAUGCAUCAUGGGGCACGAUAAGGAGCGAUCGAUUCCAGGGUUGGGGGUCAGCGUGGGUCAGAACGUUGCGGGAGGAUAUCGCACAUGGGAGAGGGCCAUCGGAGGCUGGGAGGAGGAAGUCAAGAUGUACGUGUACGGCCGCGAACCGGACACCUACUUGGGCACUGGAGGGUGGGUGAAGAUUGGACAUUACACACAGAUGGUUCAGAACACGACGCAUAUGGUCGGCUGUGGCUUUGCUGCUUGUCGUGGGACUCAGUAUGGCCGGUACUUCGUCUGCAACUAUGCUGCUGCCCAAAGCCGCCUGGCAUUUCCUUACACUCGUGGUGCCAGGUGCAGCGCCUGCCCCAAGUCCUGCAGGAACGGCCUGUGUGACUGUGGGGGUCGCGUGUGUCUCAACGGUGGUACGCUUGACCCCAACAACUGCACCUGCAACUGUCCACCUGUGUACACCGGGGCUGACUGCGGCCAAGUGAACUGCCCCAGCCAGGACCCCUUCUACUGCGGGAGGGACAUCGCGGCCGGCGACUGCGUCAAGUACUUCAACGUGCCUCACAUGUGUCCUUACAUGUGUGGUGUGUGCACAGGAGGCAAAGAACAGCAUAUACUUGAGAAAGAAGGGAACGCACCUCCAGUGCCUGUAUUCACUUCCGCUUUCGGAUGCACGUACGAGGGCAAACGGUCUACCCCAGAGGAGUGUAAGGCGUUUGGCGACAAGGGUGUAGACAAAGCUUUCUGUGCCAGUCAGGGCGGCGAGUUUACCUGCAAUGAAUGCUCCCUGUACUACAACAUCAAGCGCGACUACUGUCCCGUCAUGUGCGGACUGUGCGACCCUGUCUGUGGCGGCAAGGUGUGUCAAAAUGGCGGACGUCUGGACGCCGACACCUGCGUGUGCGAAUGCAAGGCUCCCUAUUCGGGCAGCACAUGCGAGAAAGCCAGCUGCCCAAAAGAUGACGAGUUUCACUGCAGUUUCUACCCGGACGACUUCUGCACUCAGUUCGUCAAUGUUCCGGAGGAGUGCCCCUUCAAGUGCGGUGUCUGCAAGAAGUGAGAUGCCCCUCAUCUACCAUCCAAGUCUUGACCCACAACUUGACCCUUCAACCGGACGUCCGGAGAAGCUGCCUGGGGGCAAGGUCUGUGUUAAGUCUGCGUUUGACCACCACAGUCGAGCACCAUCGGGCUCGGUCUGCGAAACGUCUACGAUUUAGUUUGGCAAGGUUUCCUGGACAACAUUUAUAAGACAAAGGCGAGCAAAUGUUUUCUUUAAAUCAUGAAAAGCCUCUACAGGAAGCGCGAUGCCUACUUUAUGGCUUUCUUUCGUACUCGUGCCAUUGGCUAGGUUCAGCUUGCAGUCACUAGAUCCACAGGGUUCCCUUUAAUAUUUGUAGAAAAAAAUAAAUAAAACAGCGAAGCUGUCAUGGAAACAGAUGGAUGUCUUGUUCUACUCAUCCUCUGCACUUGCGUAAGAGAAUUCAGUAAUGCUCUGGCAAGAAGUGAUGUGGGUCUCCCACCCAGCCACUCACUUUCUAAGUGCGGGUGUUAGUUCUUCAACAGUAUGAGGAAUAUAGCUAUGGUUUAUUGAGAAAUAUUCCCGAAUGAUUGUAGAUAUUGCGAUAUAUAUAUAUAUGUGUGUUUAAUUUUUUUUUUUUUUUUUUUUGCUACAUCCUUUUUUGCUUCCAUCGCUUCGUAUCGCGCAUGCGUUGUUUGUGUGUGUGUGUGUGCGCGCGCGAGUGCGGCGUGUAUUUUAACUUUUUAAAUUGCAAGAAGUCAAGACCAAAUCAAACUAAAGACUUGGAUUUUCUAGCCCUCAGUACUUUUACAAUAUUUACUGUUUACCCGGUCAUUUGAACAAAAAUUAUUCUUCAUUAGACUUUUAAGCUCUCUCUCUAUAUAUAUAUUGCGCAAUAUCUAUGAUCAUACAUAAAAGCAGAACAAAUGGGUUUGUAAGUUGUUUGUCUUUGUAGGAGAGGAGUAACCGAAGAUGUCAAGCUCAUUAAAGCAUAUCUUUUCCGUUGCCAUUGAAAAAUCAUCAGCUGUCGAGCUUUGUCUAUAAAUGUUUGCUUACAAGUCUUUCAAGCUUUGAAAUCAGUAGUAAUGAAAACCCACAUUUUUCGUUAAUUGUCAAAUAAUUAAAUGCGUCCACAUUAAUGUUUGAGUACAUAUUUCAGCAGUUUAUAAGAAAAUAUUUUCACAGUUUUGCUUUUUUAUUUUUUACAGUUUUAAAUUUUACAAAGAUCUUACAAAUAACAAGGCUAUAUAAAAAUAUGCAUUUAUAUAAUUAUAAGCCUAUGUGAUUUACCAAUAUUUGACGCGGUGAUAUAGGCCUUUGGAUAUCCUCUUUACAUCAUCUGAUGUUGGAUCCUAGGAAACAAUGGACAUCUGAAUAUCCACCGGUUGACAUGGGGUCUAAUUACACUGGAUAAUUAUAUUUGGAGGAAAAGCGAUCAUCUGUUGCAAGUCUGUAGGGACCUAAUGAUUUUUUCAUGAUUUCCGAUGAGAACCACUUUUAUUAGACUAAAGUAAUAACAAUAAAUGAGAAAAUAUAUAUAUAGUGCAAUAUAUCUCAUUCACACUCAAACUCAUUGCGUUGAGCAAGUGUUUCGGCAGCAAAUAGUGAUCGCAGAAAAUUUAACGGUAAUAAUUCCAGAGAAAUAAGGGUUAUUGGCAUCAAGAAAAUAUUGAGAAUAUAUUGAGAAAUCGUGAUAAUAUUAAUAAAUGUUAUCAUAUGAAACUGCAAAAAGGUUUAUCAGUUUACUCACUUCAAGUCAAGAUCGCUGGUGAAGAGAGUGAAAGACAGCCAGUAGGUCCAAACAAUUUGCACUUUAAAAUAACAUUAUAUACAAUCCAGAAAUAAUACCCAAGAGGUGAGAAAAUGCAGCAGAAACACAUGUAAACAUGAAGGUCCAACAUUUAUCCAGAUGGAAGCAGGAUCAUAUUACAGAAACAAAAUCAAGGAGAUCCGAACCCUCAGCCUGUUGGGUGAAAGGACGGAAAUGCAAGACAUGAGUCAGUGAAGUACCCGCCUUCAUGUUUUCCUGCCAGGAAACGACUACACUCAUCAUUUCAUUAACUUCGAAAUUAUUUGUAAAUUAUUUCAAGUGUCUGCGUGCAGUUUAGUACACGACCUGUAAAUUAGAAACUUGUUUAGCACGCUCGAGUUUAUUUUAAUCUUUCAAGUUUAUUUACUUUUUGAAAGUCUGGUUUUUAUUUUGUUUGCUACUGAAGUCAGACUGUCAGUGAAAAGAACUGUGAUGAUGACCAUGAGGAUUUAUUUUUUGCUAUCUUUGACAAUCUUGGUUGCAUAAUCUAUUUAUUCCUUUUGCUUGUCAUCAUCGCUCAAGAAGUUCGCAUGACCACAUCAUAUCAUCUAUGUCUUCAUUUUGUUUUAACAGAGACUUGGGACGGUUGGGUUCAGAUCCCAACUCGAAAAGAGUGCAACUGAUUGGGUAGAUAAUUCCAAAUAAUAGUUUAUUCAAACAGGGUGGCACAGGAAAACAUUUUUGGGAAAUGACUAUUUUAGUAAGGUUUGAGAAGCAAGAGUGGAUCGGUGACUAUAAAAUCAUAUAAAUAUAUGUGUUAGUUGAUUUAAUAGAAAGUUCCCGGUGUUUUGUUCCCCCAACCCCGUCCGUUCAUGCAAUCAAUUAAGUACUUGUAGAAACACGUAGACAUACAAACUGUGAUGAUUUUUUUUGUAAGUUUUAUAAUUUUUUAAAGUUUUGUAAGAUUGUUGCAUUAAUUCCCCUCAAUGUUGUAAAAGUUUCUUAAAAUUAAACAGUUUAAGUGCA